Molecule: messenger RNA, 2047 nt
Organism: Annulohypoxylon maeteangense
Lineage: Eukaryota; Fungi; Ascomycota; Sordariomycetes; Xylariales; Hypoxylaceae
Product: 2-methylcitrate dehydratase PrpD
Exons: 1
Coding region: 453-1841 (462 amino acids)
Molecular function (GO): lyase activity
Source: RefSeq, a predicted model, not a curated record
GAGUAGACAAUUUGACGAAGUAGUUCCGGGGUCGCUGGGCAACUACCCCUAUUGACUACGAUUACUAAGCUAAGCCAAUCCCGGGGUAUCGUGAAGGGAGUACGGAAUUUACGAAGCCUAAGUGGACAUGACCAAGCCAAUGACGGCUCAAAAGCUUCGGCGUUGUUAACCCGUUGCUUUCCUUGACCCCUCUCCACCUUCGCCGUCAAAUCCAUGCUAUUACCGAGGUUUACAGCGAAUAUUGGAGACCGUUACUUCCAAUCCUCAUCUGAUAUCAUCUCCACCUUCCGCUGGCGCCAGCUACCCCGAGCCGACACCCACCAUGCGGUCUUCAUAAAUCGCGUGGAGCCCCGGGUGCGCAGAUCUCCGGGGCAACUGCGGCUUGGCUACCUGCUUACCUGGGACCUACUUCCUAUACUCAGCACACUUUAACAGCUAGAUAAUACACAACCAUGGCAACCCUCGCCCUAGCAUCCUGGGCCACAAACCUCACCUACACCAACCUCCCCACCCCCGUCCUCGACGCCGCCGUAAAAAGCAUCUACAACUGGGCCGGCUGCGCCAUCGGCGGGUUCGGCCAAGACGCGCCGCAAAUCGCGCUCAACACAUCCCUAGCCGUCGGCUUCAACGGGCCCGCAACAUCCAGCAUCCUCGGCUUAAACAGCUCCUCCGACGCGUUCGCAGACGCGCAACUCGCCGCGUUUAUAAACGGUAUCGCGUCCCAUGUCGACGAUUACGAUGACACGCACCUGGCAACAGUGAUCCACCCGUCUGGAGUGAUUGCUAGCGCCCUGUUCGCCAUAACUGAGGCACGAUCGCAGACGUCUCGAGACGGUGGACCAAACCCUGUCUCCGGGCCAGACUUCCUAACCGCGUUCAUCGCAGGCGUCGAAACCUCGCUGCACCUGGGCCGGUCCGUGUUCCCUGAACACUACGACGUAGGAUGGCACAUUACCAGCACUACGGGGUCAAUCGGAGCCGCGGUAGCGGUGAGUAAACUCCUCGGGCUGGACACCGAGCACACGCAGCAGGCGAUCGGGAUCGCGUCGACGCAGGUAGUAGGGAUGCAAGCGUUCUUCGGGUCGAUGACGAAGGCGUUCCACAUCGGGCGCGCGACGCAGUCGGGGCUUUUAGCCGCGCUGCUUGCGCGGGAGGGGUACACGAGCUCGCUUACGGCGUUGGAGGAUCAGUAUGGAUGGUUGCAUGUAGUAACGACGCGGGAGAACGCGACAGCGGAGUUUGAGCAGUUGGGGACGGUGUGGGAGAUUGAGGAGAAUACGUUUAAGCCGUUUCCGUGUGGGAUUGUGAUGCACCCCGCUAUUGAUGGUGCGAUACAGAUUUAUGAUGAGAUGGUGGCGUUGGGGAAGACGGUUCAGGGGGGUGAGGUUGAGAGGAUUGAUUUGAGGAUGAAUCCGGAGGUUUUGGUGUUGACGGGGCAGACGGAUCCGCAGACCGGACUUGCGGGUAAGUUUAGCAUUUAUCAUGCUGCAGCUGUUGGGCUUUUGUAUGGACAGGCGACGCCGGCGCAGUUUACGGAUGCGGUUGUGUUGAAUUCUACGGUGGUUGCGCUGCGGAAACUGGUUAAUGUUACGACGGAUGCUGAUGUGGCGGAGGAUGCCGCGCAUGUUAAUGUGACGUUUAGCGACGGGAGCACGGUGAAUAAAUAUGUCGAGCAUGCAAUUGGAAGCUUGGCGAACCCCCUGACAGUAGCGGAGCUGAAGACGAAGUUCAUGGACCAGGUGACGAAACAGAUUGGCGGCGCGAGGGCCGAGAAGGCGUAUACGGCUUUCACAAAUAUCGGUAAUAUGACGGAUGUUGGGACGCUGAGGACGCUCUUCUAAGAGCUGUCCGUGAUAAUUGCUGAUGCUCUAGCUCUACCUGAUGGUCGGGACCCCUUUGUCCGCGAAGAAUUCCAUCUUUGAGAUUGGAUAAUGAACAUAAUGGACCUUAUUCUAACAAUAGAAAUUCUUUCGUUAGAAAACAAUACACGAUUGAAAAUUCAAAAGCAUUGUUUUCAAAAUGUAAUGGACGUAUAUAAUGUAAUAGC